Molecule: messenger RNA, 820 nt
Organism: Fulmarus glacialis (Northern fulmar)
Lineage: Eukaryota; Metazoa; Chordata; Aves; Procellariiformes; Procellariidae
Gene: IFI35
Product: interferon-induced protein 35
Exons: 6
Cellular component (GO): nucleus
Source: RefSeq, a predicted model, not a curated record
GAACUUUGUAGUGCUCUGGAGCAAGACCAUGAGGAGCUACAAAUGGCAAAGGAAGCUGUAGAGCAAAGGACACAAGAGCUGAGGAGAGAGGGAGAACUUCUUCAUAAAAACCUUGAGCAACAAAUGUGUUUAAACAGAGAUGAAGAGAGAUCCUGCCAGAUGGGCAUUUUUUCAGCAAAGGAAGAGAAUAACAGACUGAGGCAGGAGAAGCAGGUGCUGAAAAAGAAACUGGAAGAAGUGAGGAAGAGGGCCCUCUGGGAGGAUCCGGUGACGAUGCUGCCUGCCUUGCCAGAGAAGAAAAUGGUGUUUAAGGGACUUGUGACAAACAAGGAGGACAUGAACAAGCUGAUGCUCACCCCACUGAUCCGCUACCCUCUGCCAGGGGGCUCAGCUCUCAUCACCUUUGAGAAGGCAGAGGUGGCCCAGAGGAUCAUAGAGGUGAAGGAGCACAUGGUGGAGCUGAGCUACGGGGAGGAGCUGGAGGAGCUCGACCAGUGCAGAGUGCGAGUGCAGGCAGCACCGGUGGACAUACUGCUGCCGUCUGCCCUGGAGAUUGGGCUGACUCGGAGCAACAGGAGUAUCCUCGUGUCUGACCUGCCCAGCCUGGGCAUCUCCGAGGAGGCACUGCUGGACAAGCUGGAGCUCUUCUUCAGCAAGACGAAGAAUGGGGGUGGCGAGGUGGAGAGCAGGGAGUUCCUGGACGACACUGGCCAGGUGGUGCUGACCUUCGUGCAGGAUGGAGUGGCAGAGCCGCUAAUUGCGAGAGGACACAUCCAGGUGCUUAUUGGGAAAGGAAAAUAUGAGCUCAAAAUAUCACCAU